UGGCUGAUUUCAUCGUAUGGUACUUCUGAAGCAGUAACACGAAUGAGGUAUAUAGCAGUACAUGUAUAAGCUUUCGAUAUGGCUUCAACAUCCAAUUCACAUUCGCCUUCGGAACCAAAUUCUAUUCUUAUAGAGCAGUUUUGCUCAGUUACCGGAUCUGAUAGAGAAAAGGCCAUCAAAAUGUUGGAAGUAUGUAACUGGAAUCUAGAAAUGGCAGUGAACAUGCAUGUUGAUUCCGAUUACCAAGAAAACGUAUGUGUUAACGAAAAUAAUUCUAUUCCUUCUGAGGAUGACGGUAUACGUCCUCCAAUACCUCAAUCAAGAGCCGUACUUGUCGAAGAUGAUAUACGAUUUCAAUAUGGUUUGCGUGGAAGAAAACGUAGACCUCAUUCAGUAUUUGAUGGAUUUCGCGAUUUUCAGGCAGAAGCAAGGAUGCAAGAACUUACUUCAACUGCUGAAACUACUGAAACAUUCAAGAAAAGACGUACUUUAGAAGAUUUGUUUAGGCCUCCACUUGAUAUCAUGCACAGAGGAACUUUUGAUUCUGCCAGAGAUUUUGGGCAAACGUCAAACCGUUGGUUGAUGGUCAACAUACAGGAUUCACAAGAAUUUUCGUGCCAAGUUUUAAAUCGUGACGUUUGGAGCAACCCAACUGUAAAAGAACUGAUAUCUCAGCAUUUUGUGUUUUGGCAAGUCUACAGUGAUAGUAUAGAUGGUCAAAGGUAUAUGCAGUUCUACAAGCUUGUUGAGUUUCCAUACAUUGCCAUAAUUGAUCCCAGAACUGGUGAAAAGUUGCUAGAGUGGCACCACGUAGAUGCUACUUCAAUUUGUGAACUUAUUCAGAUAUUUUUGGAAAAUUCAUGUUCUCCCAAUGGUUCAUCCACAAGCAUUACUGCACCCACUAGAAAGUGUAGUCUUUUAGACCAAAGUGAAGAAUCCCAACUAAAAGCAGCUCUUGAAGCAUCUUUGAAAGAUGCAGCAUUAGUGAAUGUUGAUGAUAAUGACAGUGAUUUUGAAACAUUUGAUUCUGACUCUGAAAGUACAAGUAUGAAAGCAAAUAAAGCGAGUGAUGUUAAUUCAAACUCUGACCAUUCCAAUGAUACUAUUGAUGUUGUUGGAUUCACUGAAAGCAAUGAUAAGGAUGCCUUUAAAUGCCAGAAUUCAUGGAAGGAACAUCUAGGAAGUGAGGACGAUCCCAAAACGGAUCUUGUUUUGCGCCUUCCCAAUGGCAAACGAGAACAAAUCACAUGGCCAUGCACAACAAAAAUUAAAUCAUUACUUUUGUAUCUGGAGGAACUAGGUUAUGAUACAGAACAAUAUGAAUUAGUUACCAACUACCCUCGUCGAAAUUUGUGCCAGUUAGACUUGUGCAAAACACUAAAAGAAGUUGAUUUGUAUCCACGUGAAAUGGUAUUCGUCCAGCUGAAAACGUAACAAAAAUUUUCAAUUAUAAUUAUGUAACUGAAAACUUUUGCUACAUUACAUACAAUCAAUUUAUUCAUUCAUCCUCUUUUCUUUUUCUUUUUUCAUUUUAUGAUAAUAUGUACAAUGGUGUUGGUUAAAAUUGUACAUGAAUGGCCUAAUUUUACUCUGUUAGAUCUUAAAACAGUUUCAGUCAUCUGAUUUUGGUUUAUCAUAUUAAUUGACUUGCAGAGCAUUAUCUAUUAAAAGAAAGGCAGAACUUCAAAAGAGUUAAUUUUGUCCCGAAAAGAAGUUUAAAUCUUGAAAAUUUUAAAUCUAUAAGCAUUAAUGAAACUUGGUUGAUUAAGAGACUGUAAUAAAUAAAAUCUAUAAUUACUGUGAAGAAAAA
Messenger RNA from Stegodyphus dumicola, 1810 nucleotides. Its product is annotated as UBX domain-containing protein 7. Gene Ontology annotation, biological process: proteasome-mediated ubiquitin-dependent protein catabolic process. NCBI's taxonomy places the organism in Eukaryota, Metazoa, Arthropoda, Arachnida, Araneae, Eresidae. The record is from RefSeq and is a predicted model, not a curated record. Gene Ontology annotation, cellular component: nucleus. Gene Ontology annotation, molecular function: ubiquitin binding.